AAUAUAUGCAUACCACGGUUACCUUGGCGUCACACGUCUGUUUUUAGCAAGUGUUAGGCAGACAGAAGGUCGGAAGGAAGAACUGAGAGAGGAGACAAGGAGGAGUCAGGCGGGUCUGUGUAUCUCAUGCUUGGUCGAACAUGGGCCUCUAUUAACAAUGUGAGAUUUUCCUUUUUUUCACCACCCCACCUACAACAUAGGCUUACUCCAUCACAUCUUGUACUCUUUUACAUGCUGCAGUCACUGACUUGGCAAGACUGCGGCAGUGAGCCAUAGCAGAAAGACAUAGUUUUUACCUGUAGAGUUCAGCGUGUUACAUUCUAGGGGGGGAAAAAACAUCUUGGUAUUUUCAGAACUCUUUAGCUGCUGAUUUUUGGACCUUCUGCUGACAUCCUGCUCCAAGUGAAAUAAGCGGAAUACUGUUCAGGGAACAACCAAUUAUGCCAAAGUCAUGGGUAGUGCUCAUUUGGCUGAGUGGCACAUUUUUAUCUGGACAAAGCAUGUCUCAUGACAAAAAUGUAAAGCUGGAAUCCGAGUCACUUCAAGUCGACCAAACAGUAACCCCAGAAACUGGGAUUGAAACCUGGAGGAAACUCUCCGAUUCUGGAAAGUCUUUCCCUUCAGGUGUGGGACAAGGAGACAAACACAUUCUGAUGCCGACAGAAGAACAGCUCCAGAACCCCCAAAACCUGAAGGCUGAUAGACUAAAGAGAGAUGCUUGGUGGAAGAAGAAACACGCAGCGACAGUGAACUCCUUUGCCUAUGAAAUAGCAGGAUUAGGGCGACCCCUGGCGGUAUGGAGGAUGAACAAAAAAGGAGAGAGGGCGAGCAGCAUCUCAAUGGCUUUACUGGAGGAGUUUCAUUCUGAGAAGAGGCAGAUAAUGGAUCAAGAGAAAGCACAGGAGGAAGAGGAGGUGGAGCAGGAAGAUGAUGACGAUCAUGACGAUGACGAAGACGACGAGGGCGAUGAUGAUGAUGAUGAUGAUGACGACGACGAAGAUGAUGAUGAUGAUGAUGAUGACGAAGACGAGGAAGAUGAGGAAGAGGAGGUAGAUGAGCAGGAGGACGAGGAGGAGGAGGAGGAGGAGGACGAGGAGGAGGAAGAAGAAGAGGUAACUGAAGCUCCUGGCUAUCAGACUGAAACAAAGAGCAUCUCACCAGAUCCUCCUGUGGGUCAGUGUCAGACUGACAGCAGUGAAAUCAUCUGCAGAGAUGUUGGCAUGACUCACCUGCCAAUCAUCCACAACCCGGAGGCCAGGAAGCUAGAUGUGGGAGAGAACAACAUUCGAGUCAUUCCUCCAGACGUUUUCUCCGGGGUGCCAAAUCUGGAAUCCCUGGACCUGAGCAAAAACCAACUGGAUGAUGAUUCAUUCAACCGAAACCAGCUGUCUAACUUGACCUCUCUGAAGAAACUGAACUUGGAUGGCAACCAGCUCACAGUGAUCCCCACUCUGCCCCCGGCUCUUGAAGAACUGAGCGUCAACAACAACAACCUCCACACCCUCUCCCCUCAUUGUUUCGCAGGGUUGACAAACCUGUUGAACCUGGAGAUGGAAGGGAACAGCCUGCACGAGAGUGCUGUGUCACCCCAAGCAUUCAAACCACUCAAGGGGCUUCGUCACCUCAACCUGGAGAACAACCGAUUCCGCUCUCUGCCCCCAGGUCUUCCCCGCUCUCUGCAGACUUUAGAAAUGGAUAAAAAUAUGAUCGAGGAGGUGACAGAAGAGGCACUGAGGGGCUGCAGUCAGUUGAAAAUGCUAGGCCUGAGUCAUAACCUUCUGCAUGAGGACAGCCUUGCCCAACAUGUCUGGACCCGCCUGCGGAGACUUGAAUUGUUGGACCUCUCUUACAACCAGCUGACAUCGAUGGCCAUGAAUCUUCCUCGCCAUCUGCUCAAACUGAAGCUCCAACACAACAACAUCAGCCGUAUCCCCGCUCACAUGUUUCGCCACCUGCGGCCUGGCCUGCAGUUACUUGGUCUAUCUCACAAUGCCUUGAGGGAUGAGGGGAUUGAGCAGGGAUCUUUUGUCGGAACGUUCCGCUCGCUCGUUGAGCUCCUGUUGGAUGACAACCACCUGGCGGAGGUCCCACUCUGGGUUCGACAGUUUAAGAACCUGCAAGUACUGAGGCUGGACAACAACUAUAUCAGGCAGCUCAGGCGCUGGGCAGUGUGUCAUCCCCAAAAUUUGGGCUCCACCUUGGCGUCAGUCCACUUAGAAAAUAACCUGUUGGUGGCUGAAAAGAUUCCCUCCAAUGCCUUCGCUUGUCUCACAGAUGCUGAAGGACUUGUUAUCUAUCCUCAACGAGGGGCCUUACCAGAAAUUUCGACGUCAACAUGAUCUCACUAGAAUGUAGUAUGAAACCUCCAGAAAAAAAGUGAGGAAUGCUCAGACUGAACAAUUACCAGUAGCGAGGGUGGAAUCUACUCAAGACAACUAAACAAAAAGAAAAAUGCUCUGGAUGUGUUGACAUAUCUACAGAGCAGUUCAUCUGAUUCCGAAGAAUCAAUGCUGUGGCAAUAUAUUAAAGAGAAAAAAAGAGCACAUUCAAAUAUUUGAAAAAAAAAUCAAUUGAAAUCAUUUUUGCGGGACGGGGGAGCCCAUCAGUUUUUCAGUUAGCAUAUUAAAGUAGUUAGCGUAGCUCUAUCCUUCCCACCACAUAACAUGCUCCAUUUGCACACAUUGUAAGUCGCCGUUGCAUUGUCUCCGCUUUCCACGUCAAAAUAUUUCCACACUGGGAACCGUAUCAUUGAUAAGUGACGCUAGUUAGCUUCUCGCAGCAACAGCUACCAUUACUCUGUGUGUGUAUGUGUGUGCGUGUGUGUGUGUGUAUUUGGAUUAUUUUGUUGCUUUGUAGCCAUUAAAAAUGAAAAAUAAAGUGGAAAAAAAAGACAUAAAACAUUUUAAAGACAUGACUUUUUCCCCCUGAUUCCGGUUAGCUACAAAUGAUGUUAUUGGGCCCGAUUUUUGAUCACAUGAUCGGGACAUCCCGAAAUGCAAGAUGUUUUCCUCUU
This is a messenger RNA of Hippocampus zosterae (dwarf seahorse), 3013 nucleotides long. RefSeq names its product extracellular matrix protein 2-like. The record is from RefSeq and is a predicted model, not a curated record. Gene Ontology annotation, cellular component: extracellular matrix. Gene Ontology annotation, molecular function: heparin binding; protein binding; collagen V binding. The transcript is spliced from 10 exons. NCBI's taxonomy places the organism in Eukaryota, Metazoa, Chordata, Actinopteri, Syngnathiformes, Syngnathidae. Gene Ontology annotation, biological process: positive regulation of cell-substrate adhesion; extracellular matrix organization. Bases 441 to 2339 code for a protein of 632 amino acids.